ACUUCUUCUGUUUGACACUACCAUCGCUCUCUUAGCAUUGGGAUCUUUUUUUUUUUUGUUUGAAUAACCUUCGGAAAGAGAUGGUAGGAAUCAUUUCUUAUGGUGAUCCUUUUAUGUAGAUGGUGUGUAGACGGUAUUUUUAAGAUGAUAGAAUUUAGAGGUGGCUGGCAGAGACAAGAAGGAAAGGUUUGUAGAUUGCUGUGGAGAACACGGUUGAAGGAAUACCAUUGCAGUUGACACACGAACACUCAAGUAAUCCAGGAGUUAUUCCAAAGAAAUAAGAUUUCAACGGCAUGGUUCUUUGUUAAAUAUUUUAUUUGUUGAUUUUUUACGGUUGUAUUUAUAUUUAUUUGAUUUAUGAAAAAAAUAAAUAAAGGCACUUUGGGGGUUCUUGUUUAGAUUUUGAGUUGGUGACUGGUGCUCCAGAGGUCAUGAAUGGUUGGUUAUUUUGGUUAUUUGUGGAUAGUCGUCAAUAUAUUACUGAAAAAAAUAGAUGAAAUAUAUUAAAAAGUUUUGAUUUAGGAUCCAAAUGGUAAUUUUACCAACACUAUAAUACCUCUUUUCCUCCGCAUUUUCUCCCGCCGACUCCACUCGACUGAGAGGGCGCCGACAUGGGGAAGAAGAGCGAGAAGGAGGAGAGCUUCCGGCCGGCGGACCCUGAAACGGAGGAGAAGAAGAGGCUCAGAUCCCUCGCGUUCUCUAAGAAGCUCCUCCGCCGCGCUCCCUCGAAGCCCUCCGCCCCUCUGGAGCCCUCCAAGUCCGUCCUCAAGCUCCAGGGCCGCGACGUCGUUAAGCGGGGCCAGCGGAAGAGCCGCUACCUCUUCUCCUUUCCUGGCCUCCUGGCCCCUCUUUCCGGCGGCCGCGUCGGCGAGCUCGCCGACCUCGGCACCAAGAACCCCAUCCUCUACCUCGAGUUCCCUCAGGGUCGGAUGAAGUUGUUCGGCACGCAUAUGUACCCCAAGAACAAGUAUUUGACUCUCCAGCUCACGAAAUCGUCCAAGGGUGUGGUCUGCGAGGACACAUUCGACAGUUUGAUUGUGUUUUCUGAUGCUCGGUGGAUUGGGCGAAAGGAGGAAAAUCCAGAAGAACUCAAGCUUGAAUUCCCCAAAAACCUUAAUGAGGGAAACCAUGCUGCAGAUUGUGACUUUAAAGGGGGAGCUGGUGCAACAGUUGAAGAGUCAUUGAGAGGUAACAUACCUGGAAAGGAUUAUGUAGAACCAUUUUCCCCUGACACUGAUAUGGAGGGUGACAUGCCCGAGGAUUCCCAUUUCAAAACUGAAGAAAGCACAAAGAAUCUGGCAGAAGCAACUCCAGUUCGACAAUCAACAAGAACUGCAGGGAAACAAUUAAAUUAUGCAGAAUCAUCUUCUGGAGAUGAUUCCAUCGCCAGUGAUGCUGAGGUACCAGAAAUGAUGAGUGAGAAGAUCAAAAUCGAGGAUGACUUUUUGGAAAAAAAGAUCAAUCCGAUGCAAAAAACAGAGGAGUCUUCUUCAUCAAUGAAAAGGUUGAAGAAAAAUCUCUCAAAUAAAAAGGGUCCCCUGGUUCAAGCUACUUUGUCUACUUUGUUUGAAAGGGUAGAGGAUAAGAAAUCUAAGCGCAGCGCAGAAGACUCUGCUGGACCAGAAGGUCCUAUUGGUAAGAGGCAACGGAAACAAAUAACUGAAGAAGUGCAGGUGAAGCAAUCUACCAAGAAACCGUCUCUAUCUGGCAGAAAAAAGAGUGGGACUGGGACUGUGAGAGUGCCGAAGAAGUCCAAGGUACCAGAUGAUGAGAUAGAAGAAAUCUCCAGUGAAUCCCAGGAUGACAGUGAUGAAGACUGGGCCCUGUAAUGCAAUGAAAUGGACAUGGAAGAAUACUGAUAACCUCUACUCCAGGUGAGCCUUGAAGCCCAGAAACCUGGAGAAGGUCUAUGUUAUAGAGCAUUCAACACCAACAAAAAAGUCGAGCAGGAUCCCAUGCAUUAGGACAUAUCUUGACAGAGAUCCAGGAAACUGGAAUCAAGUGAUGAUACUUGCUCAACUGGCUUAGAGUUGGCCAUCUAUCUGAUAAAAGGUACUCUUGGAGUGUGGGCCCUCUAAAGUUGCUUAACAACCUAUGAGCGUUGUCUCAGAAAAGUCUAAGACUAGAAUAUCGAGUUUUCUUAGCUUCUUACUCACAUAUUAUGGAUAGAGUUUUGCAUUUCUUGGAUUCCCUAGUGAAGCAUUAUUGCAUUUCGUAUACCCCAAUGGAAGCUGCAUAUAUUAAGUUGUCAUCCCUGUGAGGAAUGAAAAGAUCAGGCAACAAAUCCAAGAUUAUUGGGGAAAUAAAUAAUAUAGUGGUGACUCCAAAAUUGUCUGCUGAAGGUGGGUCCUUGCAAAUAGUAUUGGCUGUGCUUGAAUGAAAAGAUCGGUCCUAUCCUUCUCUUCUAUGAUCAACAGUUUGAUUACUGAAUGCUUGAAUGCUGAAUGGGGUAAGUUUAUUUCGGCAAGGAUGUCGAUGAGCUGCUCUAGAUAAUGUGGUAGGCUGCCUUACGUUGUGAAAUUUUAUUUAGCAUCACAAUUCCAUGG
This is a messenger RNA of Elaeis guineensis (African oil palm), 2546 nucleotides long. Its product is annotated as DNA-binding protein RHL1. Gene Ontology annotation, biological process: DNA endoreduplication. Gene Ontology annotation, molecular function: DNA binding. The record is from RefSeq and is a predicted model, not a curated record. Lineage: Eukaryota; Viridiplantae; Streptophyta; Magnoliopsida; Arecales; Arecaceae.